UGUGGCUCGCCGGUUGCCAUGUGAUCUGUCCGUCCAGAUCAGCCGAGCCCGUCUCAGAAUGUCAGCCGUCAUUUGGAGCCAUUUCUCGGUGGGCUGCAACAACCGAGACAUCAGACAUACCGGGUCUCGAAGGCUGCUGACGAAAAUAUAGAGCUCAGACUUUCCCAAGUAAACUUUACCUCUCAACUUUCCCUGCUGCCUGCGCCGAGAGCGGACCUGCUGUUGCGGUGAACCGGGACUGGCUGGCCGGGAGAAAUGCACUCCUUAUCGGGACUGGUGGCCGUGGUGGCGGCGGCGACUUUCUACCUCUACCUGCUGUCCUCUUACCUUCCGCCGGGGCCGCAGCAGCUUCACCCGGAGCCCGGGGGGGAGGAGGGCCAGGGCGCGGGAGUUCACGAGUACAGGCUGAAGUUCCCGUCGGACCUGGACGAGCUGCGCGAGCUGGCAGAGAUGCUCAAGUUUUAUAAGAGAGAGCAUCACGGCUACGUUCUGCUGCUGUUCUGUAGCGCAUACCUCUAUAAGCAGUCUUUUGCCAUACCUGGCUCCUCUUUUCUGAACAUGUUAGCCGGCGCGAUCUUCGGGCCGUGGGAGGGUUUGGUGUUGGCCUGUCUGCUCACCACGUCAGGCUCCACCUUCUGCUUCCUGCUCUCCUCUGCCUUUGGAAAGAAAUAUGUGGUUCAGCUCUUCCCUGACAAGGUGGCACUGCUGCAGAGGAAGGCAGAGGAGAACCGCAGCAGUUUGUUCUUCUUCCUCCUUUUCCUUCGUUUCUUCCCCAUGACUCCUAACUGGUUCCUAAACAUCACCUGUCCCAUCCUCAACGUCCCUCUGCCCAUUUUCUUCUUCUCAGUUUUUAUAGGUUUGAUUCCCUAUAACUUCAUCUGCGUUCGUACGGGCUCCAUCCUGUCAGAGAUCUCCUCCCUGGACGACAUCUUCUCCUGGGGGACGCUGGCUCAGCUCCUGGCCAUCGCCUGCAUGGCGCUCCUCCCCAGCGCGCUGAUCCGACGCUACAGCCAAACUCACCUCAAGCUGGACGGCAUGGAGAGCAACGGUCCCAGUAAGGCCGAAGUCCAGCAGGACCGGAAGAGACGAUGAUCCGGGAUGAGACAAGAUUCGGGGGGCUUCAGUCUCCUAAAUGCAGCGUCAUGUCAGAGGAAUGUGAAGAGACUCGCUCUAAUGGUAGACCCUCUGCCUCCUCCAGCUCUGUGACUUCUCUAAGGGCUCAUCAGAGGCUUUUUGAUGGCACACGUCACAUGAUCUGCUUUGAAAAAAGAACAUCUUGAAACUACUUUGGGUCAUGCUACAGCACACUUUUAAAGUUCACUUCGGUCUCCCAAAAACCUCAAAAACCUUGGCAGUGAUACACAGGCAACAUUUCUGUUCUGUGGAUGGGUCAAGCAUUACAACCUGAAUACCUCUAUUUUCAGUGAAAACCUGCAAAAAUAUAUUUUUUUCAGGAAGGAGGAUAAUUUUCUUCACUGAUGUUUACUGGGUUUCAUCAUGUUUUAAUAGCACAGUGCACAAAAACCCACUCAACAUAAAUGAGCAUUUCUUUAAGAUCUUUAAAUUUUGAGGAUUCCCGUCUCUUUGUAACAUUGCCUAUCUACAUGUCUUGAAAAUGUUGCCUGGCUAUUAAGGUGUGAAGAUUGUGGUUGUUCCAUACAGUCACAUGAGAAGUGAGAUUGCCUUAGUACCAAAGCCUUUUUUUUUUAUUCAUGCAUUCAUGCCUUGUUGCCUUUGAUGAGAAGAAGGCUAACCAGGAUAACGCUGUGAGAGAGAAAUAAAAUCCUCUUAACACAGGACAAACAAACAAAUGGGUAAAUACAGUUAAUGGACUGAUAAAGUAAGGAUAAUUACAGCUGGGAAAAUGAUCAACUUUGAAAGCUAUAGACAUUUCUGUUUGGAUUGAAUAACCAUUCAGGGUUUUUUUUUUCUGUUAAUGCUGCAGAGCUGCAAUCUGUGUUUCAUGUCAAAGGCAAAGCCUGUAUAUCUGAUUGAAUUCACACAUACACACACACACACAUAGCAGCACAUACACACCCUAUGUCACCAUUUCAAAACUGAAACAGACCUCAAACAAGCAAGUUUGUCCAAAGACUAAAGAAUGAGUUUUGAUGUUGGCAAAACUGACUCAAAGUCUGACCCCAUAUUGUUGAUUUCUGCUUCCACAUUUUCCCUCAAGUAACAUUUUAAUGAUUUGUUUUGCAACUUGACACCACUAAUGAUUUCUGCUAAGUGGGCUGUAGUGUCUUACACUCUAAAUUGGCCACUCGGUCUGCCUUGUGUUCAAACUGAGUUGAGCUGGCCGUGAUACUGGAAGCCUCGCUGCACUGCUUGUCUGGUUUGCAGUCAUCGACGUUACAGAAACCUCAGAUCUCAGUGCAUUAUAUAGUUUAACAAUCUGCUUUACAUUUUACUGCAUGUUUGGCCCCUGAAAUGUGUUUCAAGAUACUUCCAGUGUGUUUCUGUCUUAGCCACAGCUGUUCUCAAGCACUUUUACCUCUGUCUUACCUUUGGCUGCGUUCACACAGGAACAAGGUCAUCCGGCUUGUACCUACAUGCAGGCUAAAUGUGAUCUGUUAUCAUUAACACUGCAAGCAACCAAUAGAGGGCAUUUCAAAGCUAACAAUAUUAUUGUGCAUUGAUCUGAAAAUGUCAUCCUCUGUUCCUGUGGAUGUGCAGACUUUUUACUUAAUCCAUUACUCCUCUGUUUGUUCGCUUGAGUGUGAUUUUGCACUUUAUGUCCAUGGCUAUCAGUGUGACUGAAUUACUUUCAAUGUUUAUUAAGGUGUCAUUUUGAAAUUGCACUAUUUAUUCUAAGUAUUUUUCGUAGCAUUUUGCCAAGUUGUCUUUAGCUGUGAAACUGGAGCUUCUUACCAAAAAGAAACACGAUACUGUAACGCUGAAGUGGAAUGCUGUUGUGUAAAAUUGGAUUUUCACAAAUGUACUGAAGGCAGAGUCAGUGCCCUGAGGAGAGUGGGGCUUUGUUCCAAAAUGAGAUUUGACUAUUUAAAAAAUACAUACUCCAAGCACAAAGUGACUGAUAGCACAGAGAAGGAUGACAUGCAGGGAAAGGGAUUGUAUGGAAGCAGUUUGAGCAGGCACAGUGCCAAUGCACAUCUGUGAACCCCGGGGCCUUACUGAUAUCAAAAACUAACAUAUCUGUAGUUGAACUAUCAGCGGGUGAGUGUUUCAGAGCCUUACAACACUAGAUGCAUGGUUUACAAAGCAGCAAUGUGCUUUAGGAGGUAAGACACGUGUUGUCAUUCAAUGUUUCUUGGAGCUUUCAAGAGGCAUUGGUCCCAGGAUAAGAGGCUACACGUCUUCUCAUUCUUUGACCAAAACAGUAGAGGAAGAAAAAGGACUCCAAUUUGCAGGAGAACUAACUGAAUGUGUGUAGAGAAGUGUUUUACAAGGAGAACCUGUGGUGUUUGCUGUUGCCUGCAGCUGAAGCCAAGUCUUAUCAAGCUAGCGUACCAAAGACAUUUUUUUUUUUUUUUUUUAAAUAAAACAUUUUACUUCUCAUCUGGCUGUCCUUACAUUCCACUGACCAUCCUGCAUCUGGCAGCACAAGAUGUCCAAACUUGUAAUGUCAAGAUGUCAGC
Molecule: messenger RNA, 3602 nt
Organism: Myripristis murdjan (pinecone soldierfish)
Lineage: Eukaryota; Metazoa; Chordata; Actinopteri; Holocentriformes; Holocentridae
Product: transmembrane protein 41A-B-like
Exons: 5
Coding region: 256-1092 (278 amino acids)
Source: RefSeq, a predicted model, not a curated record